UAUGAACAGAACACAGAUGUACCAACCGAGUCCGAUUCUACAGAGAAUAUGGGAAGGGGGAAGCGCAAAAAGAGGCAAGUGAUUUUGUCAAGUGAGGAUGAGGAUGAUGACAAUUGGUCCAGCAGCCCCAUCACGCCUACACCUCCAUCCACCCUCAGGUCAUCACCUCCACCGGCUCCAUCCACCCUCAGAUCUGUGCUGACACCUCCACCGGCUGCAUCCACCCUCAGGUCUACGCUGACACCUCCACCGGCUCCAUCCACCCUCAGGUCUACGCUGACACCUCCACCGGCUCCAUCCACCCUCAGGUCUACGCUGACACCUCCACCGGCUCCAUCCACCCUCAGGUCUACGCUGACACCUCCACCGGCUCCAUCCACCCUCAGGUCUACACUGACACCUCCACCGGCUCCAUCCACCCUCAGGUCUACGCUGACACCUCCACCGGCUCCAUCCACCCUCAGGUCUUCUCCUCCAUUGCCUCCAUCUUCUAGGCCUACACUUCCACCACCUCUGGGUAACCUUAGAUGGCCCGAUGUUUCAACCCAUCACCACGUCACCACGUCACCAGAAACCCCUCGAAGACAAAUCAGGGACAACAUGUUUGUUCGCAUCUUAACACUCCUUGAGGAGAUGAAAGAGACACAAAAAAUCCAAGGUAGGAUGCUACAAACACUUCUACAACAGCGUGGCAACAUUGGCACCACCGUCUCUUCUACCCCAGAGGGUUUCCCCCUAAAGACAGUUGGUGAUGUGGAAAUCAUGGAAGAAAAACUUGCAAACCCAAACUUCAUGUCUGAACUGGUUGCAGCUGUGACUGACAUAGGGGGGGGGACUGUCGACGAAGCCACAAGAAGGAUGAUGACCUUCCUCCUAGACCAUGGCUUAUCCAGGCAGUACAACUUUGUAGGCCGAAACGGGAAGAGAGAGUUCAAGACCUUAAAACUGUAUGAAGUAAUAUAUGGAGGCUUAAAGAAAAACGCCAUGACCAGCCAAAUCACUCGUAAAGAUGCAGAGAAGGCGGUCUCCAAGUGGCUCAUUGGUGCUAGGGACCGGGGGGGUAAUAGACAGGCCCGACAGGCAACCCCUCAACAAGGACUUCAGGCUUCAGGCUCAUUUGAGGUGGAAAGUAGGGCUGCACGAUAUGAGGAAACUAUGUAAUUGUGAUUAUUUUGACUGAUAUUGUGAUUGCAAUAUGAGUCACGAUAUUGGAGUGAACUAACGUUUUUCAUUCUCAUUUUCAUUGAAAAUUAUUAACAUUGAAAGAAAUUCAAGUGAUUAUUGUGUGAUU
This is a messenger RNA of Perca flavescens (yellow perch), 1291 nucleotides long. RefSeq names its product serine/threonine-protein kinase WNK4. Bases 49 to 1161 code for a protein of 370 amino acids. The record is from RefSeq and is a predicted model, not a curated record. The transcript is spliced from 4 exons. NCBI's taxonomy places the organism in Eukaryota, Metazoa, Chordata, Actinopteri, Perciformes, Percidae.